GGCACGACGGCCUUCCGUCCCCGGCAUCGCCCGCAGACCCGCCCGGUCCCUCGCCGAGCUGCUGGGGGUCGUCUGUCCUGUGGGUUGGCAGACUGUUGUAGGCCUGCACAAUGGGUCUGCGGAUUCACUUUGUUGUUGACCCACAUGGUUGGUGCUGCAUGGCUUUGAUUGUCUUUGUCUGGUUGUACAAUAUUGUUUUAAUUCCCAAAAUUGUCCUCUUUCCUCACUAUGAAGAAGGACAUAUCCCAGGCAUAUUAAUCAUAAUCUUCUAUGGCAUUUCUAUAUUUUGUCUGGUUGCCUUAGUGAGGGCCUCCAUAACUGAUCCUGGAAGACUCCCUGAAAACCCAAAGAUCCCACAUGGAGAAAGGGAGUUCUGGGAAUUAUGUAACAAGUGUAAUUUGAUGAGACCAAAGCGUUCCCAUCAUUGCAGCCGCUGUGGCCACUGUGUGAGGAGAAUGGAUCAUCACUGUCCAUGGAUAAACAAUUGUGUUGGUGAAGAUAAUCAUUGGCUUUUUCUGCAGUUGUGUUUCUACACUGAACUUCUUACUUGCUACGCACUGAUGUUUUCUUUCUGCCACUAUUAUUACUUUCUUCCACUAAAAAAGCGUAAUUUGGACCUCUUUGUUGUUCGACAUGAACUGGCCAUUAUGAGACUAGCUGCCUUUAUGGGCAUUACUAUGUUAGUUGGAAUAACUGGACUCUUUUAUACGCAGCUAAUUGGCAUCAUCACUGAUACAACAUCUAUUGAAAAGAUGUCAAACUGUUGUGAAGAAAUAUCCAGGCCCCGAAAGCCAUGGCAGCAGACCUUCUCAGAAGUUUUUGGCACUCGUUGGAAGAUCCUGUGGUUCAUUCCUUUCAGGCAGAGACAACCACUGCGAGUUCCCUACCACUUUGCCAAUCACGUCUAAACAGAUGGAUGGUGGGCACAGAUGGGUCCUCCAUGCUGGAAAUGCGUUACAGGUUUUAUGAUAAUAGAACUAUGACAGUCUUCAAGUCAAUUAAAAUCCACCCACCAAUCUUAGGCAUCAUAAUGUGCCCCAGGCUUUAUUUUAAUAGUGAUCUUGAUCCUGUUGUGGGACUAAUACAAGAUCUAUAUUUAAGUUUUAAAAGCAUGUUUACUUUCAAAUUAGCUUUCCACUGGGAAUUCUUUAAAUGCUUUUGUUACAAAACUCAAAAGGUAAUGAGUAGGAUGAAAUAAUUGUACAUAAAUUUGUUUUAGUACUGACAUUGUUACACAUUUUAAUUUAUGGGAAAUUUGAGAUAUUUAUUUAAAAUGUUUACUUUUAAGCAGUACUAACCAAAUCUGAAUUUAAUUCUUCAGGUUUACAAAACUUGAUAAAAUUUCCUAUGUGUAAAUUUUCUUUUUCAAAAAACGUUAAAAUUCUUAAUACUUCAUUUUCUAUGUGCUUCAAGAUUUAAAAAAAAAAAAUGCAGUAUAGGAGUGAGAUCCAUACAUAACAAAGGGCAGUGUUUGCUGAGGAGUUGCUUUCUAAUACUUUCUCAUUUUCAUUAAAACCAAAAUUAAAAAAAAUAACACUAAUAUAAAACACCAACUACCUACCUUGUUAAAAAGAAAAGUUUAUUUUUACCCACAGUAGUAUUCCCUUUACUGUUGUAUUUGAUUGCUACUAGAAUGUUUUCUCACAGGAAAAAUUUUGACCAGUGGGUGUGUUUUAUCCUAAUAUGCUAAUGAGCAAAAAGGGUAGAAGAUUUGCAAUAAUUUAAUUUACUUUUUUGAGUACAGUUUUAUUAGAAAGCAUAUGUCUUAAAAUGCUAGUAUAACUAGAUAAUAUGUAAUAUACAUUAUAAAAGGAAUAUUGUGCUUUUGAAGUAUGUGUACUUUCUACUUUUAUUUAUCUACUAAUAGUUCUAAAAUUACACAUUGAAGGUUUAAAUAUAAUAGAUACUGGCCAACUUACAUCACAGUUGAGGAGUUGUUGGUAAAAGCAAGUUACUAACUUUUAUGUACCAAUAUCACCCAAAUUGAAAAUUAAAUGUCCAUGCCAGCUAUAAUUUGCAUUACUCUAGGGAUCUUUUUAUUAGUAGUUAAUGUUAGGAAUUGACCUUAAAAUUUAA
Messenger RNA from Jaculus jaculus (lesser Egyptian jerboa), 2076 nucleotides. It is a transcript of the gene Zdhhc21, whose product is annotated as zinc finger DHHC-type palmitoyltransferase 21. The record is from RefSeq and is a predicted model, not a curated record. The transcript has 8 exons. Gene Ontology annotation, molecular function: protein-cysteine S-palmitoyltransferase activity. The coding region runs from base 111 to 908 and encodes 265 amino acids. Gene Ontology annotation, cellular component: Golgi apparatus; endoplasmic reticulum. Lineage: Eukaryota; Metazoa; Chordata; Mammalia; Rodentia; Dipodidae. Gene Ontology annotation, biological process: protein targeting to membrane; peptidyl-L-cysteine S-palmitoylation.